AUGGAUUCCUUCGUGUCAAAUCCGGCCAACGAGAGCCACCCGAUUUUCCCGCCAGCGGCGUUUGCGACGCUUCACUUUUUGAGGUCGCGCGGCGCCGACGGCACGGCGCGGGGGGAACGCGACAGGGCAGUUACUCGAGUCGACGCCCGCGAGAUGACGCCCACGGGUGAUCUCGAGUACACCGUCAAGACGCUUCCGGCGUCCGCGGAGGAGAUCGCGCGGUGCGGGACGCUACGACGCCGCGUGCACGAGUGGCUCGCGUCUCCCGAUCGCGCUGGAAAGCACGAGGACGACCCGGAGCUCGACGAGAUACUGGACCCGUCGGGCGACGCCUGGAUCCGAUUCCUCCGCGCCAGGAACGGUAACAUCGACAAAGCGUUCAAGAUGAUGUCCAACCACCUCGCGUGGCGGUGCGACUACCGCCCGUGGACCAUCACGCCCGCGGAGAUCGAGCAUCAGAACGUGACCGGUAAGGUUCGCAUGGGGGGGCUGGACUCCAGGGACGGGCGCCCGGUGCUCGUGUUCGACGACAGCAAGGAGAACAGCAAGGACCACGCUAUGCAGCUCCGGUCGCUGGUGUAUCACGUGUGCCGCGUCGAUCGCGCGUGCAGGCGGAACCCCAACCUCGGCAAGUACCUGCUCUUCAUCCACCUCCGCGACUUCAAGCUCUCCAAAGCUCCGGGACGGAAGCAAUCCACGAACACGCUGUCGCUGCUCCAGGACCAGUUCCCCGAACGCUUGGGGCGGGCCAUCCUGUACAAACCACCCACGGUGUUCGCCGCGAUGCUGUCCAUGGUCAAGCCGUUCAUGACGGAGGUUACGCGCAACAAGAUCAUCGCCGUGACCGGAAACGUCGACGCGGGAUCCAAAAACGAUUCAAAGAUGCGCGGCAUCGCGGGCGACGACUGGCGGGAGCUCACCGGCGCCACGAUGCCCCAGUCCUCCCCGGAGAUCUCCCCGGGGUACGAUCACGCGCGCGCGUGGGCGGAGGUUGUGAGAGAGCACGCGGAGGAGGAGGAGCGGCGCCGGGCGUGGGCGGAGUCGCGCGCCGGGCGUGGUCGGAGUCAUCACGAGUUUGCGCGAAGCGAUUCGGUGUCGAGCAUGGACGUGUCCAACAAGGCUGCCGUCGUGGGCGGGCCGGCCGGGGGCAAGAAGAAGUCAAAGCUGGCGCCUGAGGAGCCGGGGAGCAGGCGGACCUCGCACGACGGCUCCGUGGACGUCUUCUUCGACGCGAAGGAGACCAUCAAACCCGUAAAAUCCAAGAGCUGGUUCGGGUUUUGA
Messenger RNA from Micromonas commoda, 1281 nucleotides. RefSeq lists its product with no specific name. Gene Ontology annotation, molecular function: phosphatidylinositol transfer activity. The record is from RefSeq and is a predicted model, not a curated record. NCBI's taxonomy places the organism in Eukaryota, Viridiplantae, Chlorophyta, Mamiellophyceae, Mamiellales, Mamiellaceae. The coding region runs from base 1 to 1281 and encodes 426 amino acids. The transcript has a single exon.